CAAACUGCGUACCUGGCUAUUUUUCACAGGUGAUUAAAUAACCAUGUGCAUUCAGGGUAUUCAAUGGGUUAAAAGGAAAUAGGUACGGAAAUAAAAUAUACUGUGUAUUGACACUGGUAUUGACUUGUAAAUCUUUUAUUUCUGUUUGGCUAUUUUGCCUAAAUGAUAUUUAAACAAUGGACAUGGACACAAUCACCUUUCGUAAACAGUUAAAUGGACUGACCAGAGUAGACAUGGAAGAGUACUUUGACGAUGUUGAAGUUGAGAAUUUAUACCAUUGGAUAGAUAGAAUACCACUCUCACGGCCAAAGAAAAACGUUGUCAAAGAUUUCUCCGAUGGAGUACUAGUAGCAGAAAUUGUUGCUCACUACCUUCCUAAAUGGGUAGAGCUUCACAACUAUACACCAGCUGCAGCAACAAAGCAAAAAAUGGAAAACUGGUAUUUAUUAAAUAGACGAGUACUACGAAAAUUAGAUUUAGACUUAUCAGAUGAUGUAAUAAGGGCACUCGCUAAUACCACAAAUCCAAAACCUAGGGUAAUAGAAAAGGUUUUGAUGUUACUACGUAUGCAGAUUGACAAGAUGAUGGAAAAACAAGGUAGGAGUCGUCGGGAAAUCGAUCUCUCCAUGUCCAUAGACAAAGAUUUAUUGAAAGAUUCAAAAGCAUUAGUUCCUGUUACAUCAAAAUCUACAGGGAGACAUUCCCCAGAAAAAAUAUCAUCACCAAGAAAAUAUCAACGAGGAGAAAUUCCACACAGUCACCCAGACAGAUCAGCUUAUCCAAGACCAAAAAAUCCAUUUUAUUGGACAUACCUAGGAGACGGAAAACAGCCUUUAUAUGAACCAAAACUAUUUAUUGUACCAUCAUCAGAAAAUGUUUCAAGAAGUUUACUUGAAGAAAAGGAAAUGGAAAGUCUGGCUAAAACUGAAACGAUUAAAAUACUGAAUUCAAAAAUAAAGAGAUUAGAGCAACUGCUACACUUAAAAGAAAUCAGAAUAGAAGACUUACAAACACAACUCUCUCAAGUGCAAGGAAUGUAUUAUGUGACAACUAAAAGAUAUAGAUAAAUUACUUUUGUGUAGAAAUGAAUCUGUACAUAACUAAUGUAUUUUUUUCGAAUUUUAAGAAGCUUCAGGGAUAGCAUGAAUCUAUUACUAAAUGGACAAUUGUUACAAGGAAUCUAGUUUUACCUAACCUAGACCAAAAAAACCAAACCAAAACCUCAAUAUAUCACCUAUUGUUACCAUCAUGCUACAUAAAUGUUUCUAAAUGAAAUAUAUGUAUAGAUAAUAAGUUUGGGUAUUUUUGGUUGGUUUGUUUUUGUAAGUUCAUUAUUUGUUUUUAAGGUGUUCAUACCAUAUUGAAAUUUGUGGAUAUAUUUGAUAAUAUAUAGAAGCUAUUUGACAUCAUUCCAAUACGAAAAGUUAAAUGCUUGUAUAAAUGUCAACUAAUGGAUACUUAUCUUAAGAUGUUUCUAAAUGUUGCGGCUUUCAAAUCCAAAUCCGAAGUCUUGCUUUUGAAUUUGUAUGCACAAUUUUAACAAGUCCUGUGGUCAGAAAUUGGUAUGAAUACCUUAAGGAUGAUUUCUAUAACAUUUACUUCCUUGUUUUUGUGGGGGUCAUUGCCGCCAAAGCUCCACAUAUUUUGCUGUAAUUGAGAUGAUAUUGGGAACUUUCGAAAGUCUUUAGAUCAUUCUUUGUUGGUAUAGAUAAAAAAAAAAUAAGAAUUGGUCACUUGUAAAUGGAUGUAAAUACAUGUAUUAUUUGAUUUAAAUUCAAAUUUGUAAUUAAUUAUGAAAAUGUAAAUGUACCUAAUAAUAUCAGUAGAAAGCAACCAUUGUUUUUGUUUUGUUUUUGAAAUUAGACUAGGUUUCCUUUCUAUAGCCAAAUGAUUUUAAUUUUAUAUCAGUUUAUUAUAUUCAUGUACUCAGUGUUAUGUUUUUAUCAAAAUAUUGUGUUAAUUUAGAUAUUGAGGUAUGAUGUCCAGUUUUUUGUUUGAUUUAAUUAUUUGUUCCUAUACAUAUUUUUCUGUUAUUGCAUAUUUUUGAUUUACAUUUCAAGAUUUGUCUCCCUUAAAUAAGAUAUGAAUAUUUAGUUGUAUUUUUGAUGUAAUGUAAAGCAUCUGUAAAUAGAUAUUCAUUUUCAUAUCUUUGAUCUGUGUUCACUUUGCUGUAUUGUACAAAUUUUUUGUACAUUAUUCUGCAUUAGUUUAAUUAAAAAUUUCUUUUUGAUAAUUUUUAUAGAUAGUUCUUAAAUAUUUUCCCUUUUAGCCAAAUAUGUAGUUUCAAAUAUUCAUAUUGAAUGAUUUGGGAGUGAAAUAAUAUCAGUCACAGGUUUGUGCCAAAUUUUUUGUCAUAACACUGAGAAAGAAAAAUUGAAAGAACCAAAAUAUCAAGGGAAAAGAAGGAUUAAAAAAAAUAUCCAGCAUCAGGAACCAAAUUUUGUUGACAGAAUUGAUAUAUUUUAUUGAAAUAUUAACUUGUUAUUGUAUAUAUUUGUGUGAUGUGUUAGUUAUUUACUUUUAACUUAAAAUGAUAGCUAUACUCAGAGGUGGCUUAAAUGUCUUGGAUUUAAGGGCUUCUAGAUUUUUUAAUUGAUUGUUAAGGGUAGAAAGUGAAAGUUUUGGGGCAUAUUUUUUUCAGUUUUGUUUUGCUUUCUAUUUUUGAAUGAAAAUCUUCAUUUUAUUUUUUAGAGUUAAAUUUAGAAAGCCUGUAUGCUCCAUAUAAAAGACUUUAAUUAUCAAAAUUAUUCUUUAUUCAUUACGUUAGUUAAAUAGUUCUUAAAAAAAAAUGAAUAAUUUAGUUUUCUGUUCAAAUUAUUGAAACAACACAAAAUACAUGUUGCCAUCAUAAAAAAUUGGUACAUAUGAAUUCAUGGAAGGUUACAAAAAGUUAUUUUUAUGUAGAAUUAAUAAACCAUUAAAUGAUUUCUAUAUCAAAAAAUAUUUUCAUUUGUAUGUACUUCUUAUUGCUAAUGUACAGAAAUGUUCUUUCAACAAAGUCUAUGUUGGUUAUGAGUAUUUCAAAACUUAAUAUAUAUGUUAAUUUAAAGCAAUUCUUAUUCACUUCUCUAGUCAAUGAUUUUAAUCAAAAUACUUUGUAUAUUUGAAGCUUUUAUCGCUGCUGUAAAUGUUUGCUUUCAGCUAGAUGGUAAAAGUAGCCAGUAGUGUUUUUACAUAAUAGGAGUGCUUCUAUCGUUAAUGUUCUGUUAUCUUUGUUGUCAAUUUUUUUGUAGAAAAGAAUACCGGUUGAAUUGAUAAGUGAUGGGGCAGGUUCAUAUGAAAAAUAAUUGGAAUACUCAAUUUAGCAUUUAUAUGGAAAUAAAUUUGGUCAGAUUCAUGGUAGCAUUUUAAGAGGGAUGAGUCAAAGAGUAUAUGAUUUAAUGGAAAUACCCUUAAAUCAUAAAAAGUGUUUACCAAAAGCCCCUCCUACUUUUUGUCUCGCCUUGACAGAGUCAAAAAGCGAGACAUAGGUAUGCUGUUUUCUUCAGCGGCGGCGUCGUCAACAAUAUAUUAGUUUGGGAUUAGGUCAGUUUAUGGAGAACCACUUGUGGAAGGUCAAUGAUAUUUGGUAUGCAGUUGUAUUAGCAUUGGCACAUCAUAUUUCCAUGGAGAAUAUUUGGCCACGCCCCCUCAGUCAGUCUAUUGACAUUGAAACUUUUGCAUAGUUUUCAUGUAUUAGUUUCUGAUUAGGUCAAUUUAUGGGGAACCACUAGUGGUAGGUCAAUGAUAUUUGGUAUGCAGUUGUAUUACCAUUGGCAAAUCUCAUUUUAUGGAGAUUACUGAUUUCUGAAAUAGCCCAAUUGCCUUUCACGCAGAGCAUCAUUAAUAACAAACAAACACUAUUUUUUAUUCAGUUAGUAUUCAGAGUUGUUUGAAUACAAUGAUUUUCAAUGAAGAAAUAAUUAUGCCACACUGGAACAGGAUCUGAUUUACCAUCCAGAGCACCUGAGAUCACCCCUGGAUUUUGGUGGGAUACAUAUUGCUCAUUCUUUAGAUUUCUAUGUAGUGUUUUUUUACUGUUGUUUGUCUUUUUUCCAUUUUUGCCAAGAUAAUGACAGUUUUUCUUUGACUAAUGAUUUUUGGUUGUCCCUUUGGUAUUUUCUUUUUUUUUUUUUUAGGGCUAUUCAAUAUAAAUAAGCAUAUCUGUGAUUAAUAUGGCUAUAUUGUGUUUACUUGGCUGCAAUAAAUCCAAAGGAUUUAUAUAUUUUUGUAGUUAGUUUGUUUUGUAAGUAGUUUGUCGUGUCUUCAAUGAAAUAAUUUUCUAUGCAGAUUUUAGCUUUAGUGAAAACAAACUGAAUAUUUUUUUUAGUUUUCAGGUGUUUAUAGCUUUAAAACAGAUAACUUGUAAAUUUCAAUCAUAUUUAGUGUUGACACAGGCAAAUGGAGGCAAUCUUAAGAGUCUGAUGUAAUUCUGCAAAAAAAAAACAUUUUGGAAAAAUCUGAAUGCAGUUAUGGCCUUUAAUAGCAUGGAUACCUCCACUAUAUAUUUUUUAUAUUCCAAAUUUUGCACUGAUCAGUUUUAACUAAUUAUGAAUACCUAAAUAUUCUUUUUCUGUAGAAAUGUUUAUCUUUAUAUAUGUUCCCUUAUAAGUGUUUAUUAGUAAAUAAUUUAAUAUUGGAUGUAACACGUCUUCUGAUUGACUGAAAGUGUUUUGUCUAUCAGCUCAUAGACAUGAUUUUGUCAUGUGACCGUGACGUCACCAACGUUAUUUUCAAAAUUUACUCCUUAAAAACAGAAUUUAGAAUUAAAUUAUAAGGAAUGACUGUAAUAUUUUUUCUGUCUAUUCAAAAUAACCUAAAACAUGUGGUGCACACUUUUAAAUAACCCACUACACGGGUUAUUCAGUGUGCACCACAUUUUUAGGUUAUUUCUUCAUAGACAGAAAAAAAUAUUACAGUCAUUCCUUAAAGAACAUUCUUUCAUGCAACAAUAUGAUCAUUAUUAUCAUCAUCAUCAUAUUAUUUAUUUUUAUUAUAAAUUAUAUUCAAUAAAUUGUCUCUCCAAAUUGAUACCAAUUUUGGUAAAUAACUAAAUUUGUCUCCAGUAAAUUGACCUCAUAUUCAGUGAUGUUCAAAUUCAAUGAGCCUGCUGGUCACAGGAGUUAAAUUUCUUGAGUCCCAUUAGAAAACUUAUCUGUGACAGGUUCAGUGUUUGGUAGAGAUUUUCUUAAUAAUUUUUAGAUUUAAACUACAAAUCUGGCACUUAAAGUUUUCAUUAUGAAUUUGAAUAUGUCUGCAUCACAGGAGGAUCUACCAUGAUACUAGAAUAGUCAUAAUUUGUUUUAAGUAUUAGAUUGCUUGCUCAAGCUAAUGUACUAAAGAUAACUUUCGAAAGAUUUCUUAUUUUUAUUUUACUCUUUUGCCAAUGUUUUGUGUGUGAUUUGAAUAUUAAAGUAUUUUUUUUGCCGAUUUUAACUAAAUAUCAUACAAUGUUAAAGUUUAUUUUUGCAUUUUUAGGUUUUCUUUCUGUAAGAAUAUUCAUUCUUACUUUACCAUGUUACAGUUAAAAAAACUAUUAUCAGGACUGUGAUAAAAUCAGUCUUAUUUAAAACAUAUGCAUUAUGGCAUAUCAUGUUCAGUCAUAGAGUUAACUCCUAAAGUAGAUUUUUGUCUUAUUAUUUAUUCUAACGUCAUUCUUAUUUGGACCAUAAUGAGCAUGUUGGAGUUCUCUGUUUCUUAAUGAAGGACUUAACUUGUUUGCAAUUGUUAAUAAAAGAAAAGGAGUAAAUUUUGUGCUGAAAUUCUGGUUAAGUAACCCUUUUGAUAGAGAGAACCUGUGAAAGUUAAUCAAUGAUAAUACUUUACAUAUUCAUGAUUUGUGUCUCUGUUCUUAAAAAACAUGUAUGAAAGAGAAGCUUUGUAUGUAUAAAAUGUUAUAGUAUUAAUAUUAGAUAUAUAUUUUUUCUGUUUAAAUGUUAUUAUAUAUACAUUAAUGGUAUUAUAAAUUCUAAUUUUACAAUCUUUACAUCUGUAUAAUAAAUUAUGAGACUUCA
This is a messenger RNA of Mytilus californianus (California mussel), 5993 nucleotides long. Its product is annotated as sperm flagellar protein 1-like. NCBI's taxonomy places the organism in Eukaryota, Metazoa, Mollusca, Bivalvia, Mytilida, Mytilidae. The coding region runs from base 177 to 1067 and encodes 296 amino acids. The record is from RefSeq and is a predicted model, not a curated record. Gene Ontology annotation, biological process: regulation of cytoskeleton organization. Gene Ontology annotation, molecular function: microtubule binding. Gene Ontology annotation, cellular component: axoneme. The transcript has 7 exons.